AUGGUGUUGAUAGAUCUAGCGGGACUAGUUAUCCUGCUUUUAAGCGUCCACGUCGCGCGGUCAGAUCAAUCGGUGGAAGACUACACAGGCCCAUGCCUCGGUGGCUAUACGACGUACAGUAGAACGGAAUGCGCCGACUCCUACCAGGAACUUAGACGGGAAAAUGCAUAUACCGGAUUGAGUAUGCAGCAGUAUACCUGGCAAUGUGAUCAUAUGUACCAAUGGUUGUCAAGCGCGGCAAACAAGACAGGGCGUGGAUCAAAAUUUACAGAAAACCAGAAGAAUUGGUUAAAAGGACUUAUAGAAGAAGUGAUUAGAGCAAUCCGCCCACCGACGAAACGCAGCAGUCCUGUGUUACCCCAUAGAAAGGAAUAUCGUGUAGCAACAGACGCUGAACGAAACGCUUUCCACCAAGCCAUCAACUUGUUAAAGGCUAGUGGCGAUUACGACACCCUUGUUUCAUUUCACCAUGGAUCUGUGGCAUUGGGAGCACACGGUGGAGCAGCUUUUCUACCAUGGCAUAGGAUCUAUUUGCUAAUGUAUGAAAUUGCAUUAAGACAAAAGAAGCCAGGUGUUUCCUUACUCUAUUGGGACUCAACCAUUGAACAAGGUAUACCCAUGCCUCACUUGUCUAGUCUCUGGAGUCCUGCUUUUGUGGGAAAUGGAGAUGGUGACGUUACAGAAGGACCAUUUGCUAACUGGAUGGCCACUGAUGGAACAAAGCUUAGACGUGUUGUUCAACACUACCCAAAUCAACUAACUACGCCAGCUGAUAUCAUGACUGUAUUGUCCAAGAGCAGAUAUGAUGAGAUAGCAUGCGGUUCAACCGCUUGCAGACUGUUGGAAAAUAUUCAUGGGAAAGCCCAUUCGUAUGUAGGUGGACAUCUUGGGGACAUUCAUCACUCACCUAAUGAUCCCCUUUUCUUCAUGCACCAUGCGUUUAUUGAUUGCAUAUGGGAAGAGUUUAGAGAAAACAGCCAAGUGACACCUCUUGCCACAGAGUACCCAAGUAACUUUGGACAACCACCGCAUCAUCCCCAAGCAUAUAUGCAGCCAUUCAGUAACUGGGUCUCGCCAAUACGCAACAUUGAAGGACUGAGUACACUUAUUACGUCAAAUAAUUAUAAAUGUGAUAAGCGCCCAACGUGUCCAAACUGCGGCAAAUCUGCACAUUUAUAUUGUGAUAAAUCAGACAACCGAUGUAAGCCAUUUAUAAAGUCAGGUGACUGCGGAGAGGGUACUGUAUUCAUCCCAGCAGUGAUCUACUGUGACCAGGCUGUAUAUGGGAACCCAGAUUAUGGCGUAAACGGAGUCUAUCUUGAAACAUAUGGUGUCAGCUACAAAGGUCGGGAUCAGGCUUACUACUUUGGUGACUACUACAGUCACUAUAACACCCAAAGAUCUUCCAACCCUAGAAACUACCGACCAACGUAUGCUGGUUACUUUCCAACUCGUCGCCCAAAAGCAAGAGGACGUGAACGAUAUCAACCUUCCGCUUACACAGCAAAUGGACGUCGGUGUACGAUUGAAUGUUUCCAAGGAUACAAGGGAGGACAACCCACAUACGGUCAAUGUCCUACUGCAAUUUACAAUGUUUAUCAAGCCCCUUAUGUUGACGAUGCAGAUAGUAUCUAUACAAGACCGGAGCAAUCGUACAGAGCGCCCACACGCCCACGUCUACCUGAGUUAUACAAGGUUACAUGUCCAUGCGAGUACCAACGAUAUACAUACUGCCCAACUUAUAUACCACCUGGUAAAGGUUGUCGAUGGACCAACUGGAGUCCAUGGAGAGAAACUAGGUGCUCAGUAACUUGCGGAGCUGGUAUAAAGGGUAGAUUACGCACUAGGAGUAAACAAUAUAUCAGUGGAUACACAGGCAGCUGUGUAGGCCCCUCACAAGAGACUUCUACUGCAGGAUGUGACAAUCCACCAUGCUUUCGAGGUUGUAGGUGGAAAUCAUGGGACCAGUGGAAAUUCACCAAAUGUUCUGUAUCAUGCGGUGUUGGAAUAAGGAGUAGAUCUCGCACAAGGGGUAAAGAGUAUAGUUUUAGAUAUACAGGCACGUGUACGGGCAACUCAAGAGAAGCUUACACCGAAAGAUGCGUGAACCCACCGUGCAAGCCAGGUUGUAAGUGGGACCCUUGGGAUCAGUGGACGUACACUCAGUGUUCUGUAUCGUGUGGUGUCGGAGUCCGAAGUAGAUCUCACACUAGGAAUAAAAGGUUUAGCUAUGGAUAUACAGGAAAUUGCACAGGAAACUCACAAGAAAUGUUUACUGAAAAAUGCGAAAAUCCACCAUGUCCACCAGGCUGCAAAUGGAGAAGUUGGAGUCCGUGGAUAUUGACCAAAUGCUCUGUUUCAUGUGGCUCUGGUAAAAGACGUCGAACACGCACUAGGUCUAAACAAUUUAUCAUUGGAUAUACAGGAAGCUGUACAGGCAACUCACAGGAGAGUUUCACUCUGAGCUGCGACAACCCACCCUGCCAGAAAGGUUGUAGAUGGAGUUCAUGGAGUCCUUGGAGGUCUGGGAAAUGUUCUGUGACAUGUGGCUCUGGUACAAAGAGUAGAUCAAGGACAAGGACUAAACAAUUUAUCAAUGGGUAUAGAGGAACCUGUACAGGCAAUUCAAAACAAAGUUCCACUGAACGAUGUGUCAAAUCACCUUGCGAAGAUGAAUGUGAUGAUGUGUUAUGUCCGAUGGUGCGUUGUAGUUAUGGUUUUGUGACCAAAGACUGUUGUCAAGUCUGUGAACCAAAUCCUUGCGAAAACAUACGUUGCCAAACCUGCCUCUUUGGUGUAAUAAGCAGAGAUAUUUUGCCGGGAGAAUGUUGCCCACGGUGUAAAAAGUCGCCCUUUUCGUUUUCCUAG
This is a messenger RNA of Owenia fusiformis, 2868 nucleotides long. The record is from the annotation of a GenBank genome assembly. NCBI's taxonomy places the organism in Eukaryota, Metazoa, Annelida, Polychaeta, Sabellida, Oweniidae.